GCGCGCUCUGGGGCUGCCAAGCCUCGCGAGAGCGGGGCUGACUAGGGUCGCUGGUGGUUACGGGGUCGCAGUGCGGCGUCAUGUUGGGCGUUGCUCAGUUGGUCCUGCAGUCCGACUCUCCAGUUUGUUUGCUUCUGUCCCACUGAGAGCGAAGGCUGGGUAAAUGCCCGGCAAGCGGAGUGGUGAGAAUGAGGACCAGCCAAAGGUUGAACGGCGUUGGGGGCGGCCCCCUGGCUCUAAAACGAGGCUCUCGGCAGCGGCUAUGGUGGACGCUGCUGCGGCUUGGGCAGGGGCUUAGGCUUCCCGGGGCGGGGCGGAGGCGGUGGGCAUCCUGCUCCCGGGCUAGACACGUAUUAAGAGGAGGCGGAGGGUCAUGUCUCUGGAAGACGAGAUGAAAAUUCUCGAGAAGCUGGAAGAAGAGUUUGCGCACCCUUAAGCAAAACGAGAAGGCGGUCAGGACCAGCAUGGAGAGUGUUUUUGCCCGUCUGCUCCCAGGUGCUGUGCAUUCCUCAGGACGUAAACAUCGAGAAGAUGGAGACGAAGUAAUCUUUGGGGUCUAGGAUUAGACCAAAGGAGGAGGGGGCAGCCUCUGACGCUGAAGGCCAUCUGCAGCCAGGCCAAACAGGUUUACAGGCAACUGGUGGAAACCCCUGGCAAGGGCAACCCAGAGAAGUUUCAUGCGAGCAGGGGAUGGUUGGAGAAGUUUAGAAAUCGCUAUAGGCUGCUGAAUUCGAGGUUGAUAGGUGAGGAAGAACCGUUAAAUACCCAGUCGGCACCCACGUAUUCCAAGCAACGCCAGAAGCUGAUCAGAGUUAGUGGCAUUGUACCUCAGCAGGUCUUCACCGCCAAGCAGACGAGCCUGUUUUGGAAGUGCUUGCCUUCGCGUACUUUUGGGGAAAAAGACAAAAAUCCGGAAAGCUUAGAGGAAGCUAAGGACCGGAUUUCUUUCAUUUUUUGUGCCAGUGCCGCAGGUGACAAAACCAUUGCUGCUUUAUGAAGCAGCUACCUGUUUUAUGGAAAAAAAUAUAAAACGCCUUCCUAUUUUCCAGCGAUCACUAACAGUAUCAUUAACAGCUGCCCUCAUUUUGGAUUGGCUUCGUAAUUGUUUUAUUCAUUGAACCUGGAGUUAUUUAACAGAAAAAAAUCUUGCCUUCAGAGUGUUGCUGUUUUUGGACAGAGGUCUCAGUCACCCAGACUCCAUUCUUUGCUCAUCCCAAUGAUGAUAUUGUGUUUCUCCAUCUGGAGGGCAGUAGCUAUCUUAAGCCCUUGGAUCAGGGUAUAAUUGAAGCAUUCAGGAGGUAAUACACCAAGCAUAUAUUUGACUACUUUGCCGACUUUUUGAAAAAAACCCUUGCCUCACUUUGAAAGAAACAUGGCAACAGUACAACUUUGCUGAUGCUUUGGUAGUAAUAAAGAGGUGAUGGAUGAUAUAAAAACCAGCCUCUCUUAAUAAAGCCUGGUGGAACCUUUGGGAUGAUGUUGUGAAUGAUUAUGCAUGUUUCCCUAGAGCUAAUGAAGAAGUUGAAAAUAAUCAUAGAGUCUGAAAAUGGAUGGGCUUUAAAUUCAUCGAUAUUGAUGAAAGUGAAAUUAAUAAGCUACUUAAGUUUCAAGCUUUGGCAAUAACACAGAGAGUCUAUAUCUGUAGAUGAGGAAGAAGGCAAAUCUCUGGAACCAGAGAUAAAGUUGAAUCCAAGGAAACAAUUCUGUCUUACACCAGGUGUCAGACCUCAUUGAAGCUGCAAUUGAUAUGGGUUCUUUACUGGAUUGAAGUUUGGCCUUUAAAAAAGAUUUCAAUAAAUUGUUGUAUACCUAUAAAGAGGCCCAAAAGAACCUUCAAAAUAAAGCAAAGGAGAUGAAGAAAGAGAAGGAAGACACAAACAAUAAAGAGGAAGUAGUGUGGGUGAAAGAGGUGGGUACAGAAUCUGACUCUGAAGAGGAUUCUGAGUCCAUAUCUGAAUCCAGUAAGGAGGAGGAGAGAAAGAGGGUAAGAAGCCUCCAGAAGAAGAGCUUAUAAUCUCAGGCAGUGGCACUGAGGCUCUUACUAGAUCUGAAGAAUCUGCCAAGGCCAUAAAUGCAGAAUUGGACUUUUGGAAUCUAACCUUGGAAUUGAAUCUGAAGAGAGUAGAGAUGCCUGAGUUGAAGGAAGAAGAGAAUCCAGAAACGGUUUCUUCCAAAUAACAGUUCAUCUCUUGCCAUCCUUCCCCUGCUGCCCCAGCAUCGUCUUCAUCAUGACCAUCUUUAUAAUCACCAAAUCAACAAACAUUUAUUGAGCAUAAUCUCUGUGGGAUCCUGUGCUAAACUCUGGGACAUCAUCUCAGGAUCUAAGAUCCUGACUGCUUCUUUCCUGACAUACCCCAUGCUCAGGACCCUUAGCCAGCAGCUCCUUUCAGUUGUCACUGGCAGCUAUGUCUCCGGCACUUACUCCAUCGUUUUUGUCAACUGUCCCAACGAGCAGAUCGCCAGAGAUAUUGCCAGGGCUAUACUGGAUAAGAAGCUGACUGCCUCUGUGAACAUCCUGCCUAAGGCAUCCUCACUAUACUAUUGGAAUGGAGAAAUAGAAGAAGCCACUGAAAUCCUGCUGUUAAUAAAGACAAAGACUUCCAAGGUCCAUAUGCUAUCCAGCUACAUCAGGUUGGUGCAUCCUUUUGAAAUCCCAGAGGUCUUCAGUCUUCCCAUGGACCAAGGAGAUGUGCACUAUUUAAAGUGGCUGGAGGAGGGCAUGGCGGAGGAAUGAGCGGGGGCUCUUUGUGCCUCCUGCUGGCUGACUCUAACCUUCAUCAGCUGUUCUCUGGGGGAGGGGAGGCUUCUUUCUGCCCCCUCACAUCUCUGGAUUCCAUGCUUUUGUCAGCACAGAGGAGUUAAGUAACUUGUGGAGGGUGACGGUCCAAGGCUUCUGAGGCUGGAAGAGGACGCUGGGCCAGUCAGGCCAAGCAAGAACCCAGUGGAUCUUGUCUCUGAGUGCAUCAUGCGUAAAGGUGGCUGGGGGUGGGAGGGCGAGGGUGAGUGUGUGUGGGGGCCAAGGGGAGGCGGCAGUGAGGGUGAGGUUUGUCAUCUACGUUCACUGAGCCUAUACUGAGUGCCUAGUAUGUUAUUACUCUCCUGCCUCUCAUGAGGAAUGGACCUGUUGACCUGUCACCCAGAAGUGUGUGGGGUGAAUGCCACCUCCUAGGGGAACUGGAAGUGCUUUAUCCAAAAGCAUGAAUUGCUAAUGGUGGAAUUUCAGGGACCAGCAGGAUUUUAUUUCUUCUAGCUAAAGAUGGUGUUUGUUAUUCCUGAGUCCUGAGGAACUAGGAGUGGGCUUCCUGAGUGCACGUAGGACUAGGGGAGUAUUAGGGCUUAGACAUAGCCUCACGGAUUGGGAGUAGGUCUUGACUCUUUCCUAGCCUGAAGGGGCAGACAUCAGAAGGUUCUGGUGCCUUGCUCAGUGGAGACAUGGGUUCUGAGCCCACCAUACUAACCUUUCCACUUGAGCAUUGAAACUGAGCAUCCUGAAGUAGGAAGAACCCAGGGGGACUGCUAGACAAGUGUUUUUCAGACUUGCCCCACAGAACCCCAGGGGUUCACAGAAGGUACCCUGGGGGCUACUCAUACUUCAACCAGUGCAACUGUGCUUUUAUUAUUUUUAUGUACUGAGCUAAGUUUCUGUUGUUAAAAGUUUGUAAACCAGUGGCCUAAGCCAGUCUCCAUUUUAUAGGAAAGGAAACUGAACUGCAGUGAGGUCCAGAAAGUGGGUGGCAUGUUGAGUUACAGACGGGAUAGCCAAGGCUGCUCACUCUGUCUGGUGCUCUCCUAAACCUGCUCCACGGGUGUCUUCUGCAUGGGGAAGAUCCCUGUGGGGUGAGAAGAGAGACCUGAUCUAGGCUGCUUCCAUGGCUCUGUCACAAGGUGACUCCACUCUGGGGGCACCAUGGGCAGUUUGGGUGGGAGUCCACAGACAUCUGCGGUAUCCUAGGUCUUCCUUCUCAAGAGGGAAGGGUGUGUGGGAAGGGUGUUGCCAGGCUCUGGUUCUGAUACCUUCUGUGCUUCUUGGACCUUAGUUCCUCUAGAUAUAAAAUGAGGGAGGAUCUGCAAGGGCCCUUCCAUGAAGACCUUGUAGCGACUUCAGGCUGAGCCCCUUUCAGAGGUCCAGAGGAUCCUGUUUGUGAUAGUGGGGAGUUUGGUGGGCUGCCUCAGGAGAAGAAAGAAAAUGAUAAUGGUGAUGUCCUCUUUAUUUACGACAGAUGUUUCUGGUGCAUGUGAAAAUCUUGUGUAAAGUAAACCCUACCGAAAAUGUACUGGGGACCCCAAAUGGACUGUCCGUAUUGCUUUCACGAUAAAGUCAAUUUCUUGGUCUGGAUUUCAAGGCCCUUCGGAGCCUUGCCUCAACUCAGUUUUCCAUCCUCACCUACUCUGGCACGUGGGUGCUCCAGUAUGCUGUGCUGUUACUCCUGUGUUCAGGCCGUCCCCUCUUCCUGAUCACCCUUCUGCAUGAGUGCUUAAGAAGUCUCCUUGGCAAGGCGUGGCGUUCCCGGUUGGAAGGAAUCUCUCCUGCCUUGAUGUCCUGUUAUCCUUGUGCGUCACAGUCAGUCCCGUUUCUAGAUUGUGAGCUGCUCGAGGUGAGGGAUAUGUUUGAAUCCAUUUGGUCUCUUGCACUGGGUUUGGCAGAUAUUUCCUGAAUUGAUGUUUCAAGGAUUUGAAUAGCUAAAGCUUUCUCUAUGGUCCACAAUUACUUCCUAAUUUAUGGAGGUGGCAAAAUCCAACUUUUUUUCCUUCAACAUUUUUUAGGUGGGACUAAUUCCAAAGGAGGUUUUUCUUUCUAUCUCUGGCCUUCAUUGGUUCAUUUUCUGUGCCGACUGUGCAUUGAAAACUGUUUCUUGGUGGCCUUCCUUUGUCACAGUGUCACAGCUGACUAUAGGAAAUAGGAGAAGACAGGGACAAAACACCAGCGCUCUCUGCCAGGUACUGCCCUAGGUUCUUAACAUUAUUUUAUCCUUACAAGUCAAUGUUAUCCUCAUUUUGCAGUUGAAACCUGAGGUCAGAGAGCAGGAGACACUUAAAGUAAAUGGCAGAACUAGGCUCCUAACCCAAGUCUCUGAUUCUAAAUCUGAUGCUCUUACUGCCUCUUUCAAAGAGGUUGGAUGUAUCCCUUUGUAGGCCAAAGACCCAGAGAACCUGCUGUAGCCACCUCUAAGGAAGAGUUGUUUGUUCCUAAAACAUCUGUGUGGUAGUUGGUAUUGAUAUAUUGCAUUACUUCUCCCCACAGAUCUGGAUGUUGGUAAUAAUAUCUUCAAUUCUACAGAUGAGGGAACGGAUUUAGAGGAGUUUAAUGAUUUUUAGGGUCUGUGUGACUCCAACUUACAUGGUUUGGCCACUCUACCACACUGUCCUCCCAGAUGAUGCUGUGGGAGCUGGGGCUAGGACCUGCAUCAGGGUUUCCACGCGGGAAUUCCUUCCCAGCGUUUCUCAGGAAACUUAUGUUUUUUGAUCCCAGAAUCCCUGGGAGAGUCAGUUGAGGAAAUGUGAAAAAGUAGUAAAAUUUUAUCUGUGAAUACUAAAGCUUAAAAGCAUAGAGACGUUGCUGGUUUGAGGGAAUCCAGCUUCAUCAAAUAAAAAACUAGAGCAAGAAAUGCUAACAUAGAGUUGAAGACUAAGAGAACCAGGACAGGAGCAUGUAGAAGAGAAAUGGUUUCCACCUAGUCAGUCUUGCCUGUGAUUGUUGGCAUGUCAUAAGAGGGUGUGUCUAGCCCUGUCUGCCGCAAACUGUGAGUUAUUCUUGCAAAUAAGAUACGUUUAUACACAUAGUGUACUUUAUACAAAUCCUAUGAGCAGUGUUCCAAGAAAUAAGCUUUGGAAGCAAAAUAAACUCUUAAUUUGGCAAUUUUGACACAUGAUU
This is a messenger RNA of Balaenoptera musculus (blue whale), 5872 nucleotides long. RefSeq names its product protein CutA homolog. The record is from RefSeq and is a predicted model, not a curated record. Lineage: Eukaryota; Metazoa; Chordata; Mammalia; Artiodactyla; Balaenopteridae. Gene Ontology annotation, molecular function: copper ion binding. The transcript has 6 exons. Gene Ontology annotation, biological process: response to metal ion. Bases 2357 to 2734 code for a protein of 125 amino acids.